Mya arenaria is the source of this 8584-nucleotide messenger RNA. Its product is annotated as phosphatidylinositol 4-kinase alpha-like. Gene Ontology annotation, molecular function: 1-phosphatidylinositol 4-kinase activity. The transcript has 50 exons. The record is from RefSeq and is a predicted model, not a curated record. Gene Ontology annotation, biological process: phosphatidylinositol-mediated signaling; phosphatidylinositol phosphate biosynthetic process. Lineage: Eukaryota; Metazoa; Mollusca; Bivalvia; Myida; Myidae. The coding region runs from base 77 to 6460 and encodes 2127 amino acids. Gene Ontology annotation, cellular component: plasma membrane; cytoplasm.
CAUUCGAAUUAAUGAUACUUUUCGAUGAGUACUUUCUCGUCGUUUUAAUACAUAUUAUGCUUAUGAUCUGGAGAAAAUGAACUACAACAACAUUUUUUCGAAAACUCUAAUCCAACUGGCACGAUCUUUAAGCUCUCUGCAACCGUCACCUUGGGAAAAGGUAUCUAGAAUACGCAACCUUUGCCCAACAAAUGGAACUCAAGUGUAUGUUAUUGAUGGGAGAGGACAGGAUGCUGUGAUUGCCCUGGGUGUCUACUUUCUGGAAUCCAAACUGCAGUACAAGGAUGUGUUAUUGCCCUACUUCCUGGAGUUCCUGAAAGGACUGCCUGCUGCAGUAUGGGUUCAUGGGCCAGCCACGAAGGAAACAUACAAGUUGCCGAAGACCGAGUGUUUCAGUUUCUUUUUGAAUACAAUCCUCAGUGAUGUGGCUUUGAGAGAUCCAGAAAACAGAAAUGUUAUAAUAAAUACACAGCUUGAGGUUCUGGAACGGCUCUGUCAUAUGUGUGAAGGGAAGGAGGAAAUAGAUAAAGAUGCCCUGUGUAAGAAUAUUAUUCCAAUAUUACUUGGCAUGGCGCGGGCAAUGGGCAGAUCAAGUGAUGUUGAGGAGUCACUCAUAUCUCAGCUGUAUGCACCUCAGAAGUUUGUACCUUGCUCCACAGAGAGCAAUCAAGUGGAAGGCCAGGGGAAGGCAUUUACAUCAUUUCGCCCAAUCCUUCCCCGCACACUAUCAAGUCACAUGAUCACACCAGAUACACCCUCAACCCCCUCAGCUCUGUCAGCCUCACUUGACUACUUUGACAUCCACAGAGAGAGGUCCCCCUCCCCCCAGCCCCCUCCGAAAUAUCAGAGCUCAACCAGCCCUCCCCGAGAGGCCACCCCAGACCUGAAGCAGAUCUACUCUAAUAUCUGUGGCUCGAGCUUCACACAGGUCAAGCCAUGGGGGCUAGAGAUUAUUCCUGAGCAUAAGCACCUCAAGUUCACAAUGAAACAACUUAAGAAGCUAUUUGAACUUGCCCAAAGACUAUUGGACAAGGACUUGCAGAGACGUCUGGAUGAUUUUCUGGAGGACGCACAUGCUGAAUGUCAUACGGGCAGGAUGUCCCACUUCCUGUACCAGACGUACAGUGAGGUUCUUACCCUCGUGGUCAUAACCCUGCUCCGAGAUAUCAUGGAACAUGAGAAAGAUCUGCCGAAUGCGUUCAUGAAGGAGAUUGAAGUAUUCAUCAAGAGUCAGUGGUCGUGGACACAGCAGGAGCUAGAGAGGAAGUACCAGCAUCACAAGGAAACGCGUCGCAGCAGCGAUUUGGCCACAUAUGAGCUUAUUGUGUACAGCGGAGCCGCUUGUAUUGACCUGAUGUUCUGGGCUGUACAUGAGGAAUCUGAAGCUGAAAACUUGUGCAUGAAGUUGACUGAGAAAAUAUCUACCAAUACGGAGAAAAAGCUUCUGCUGUCUAAUGCUCCAAUUUUGUUGGUGUGCUUGGAGUCCAUUGGGAAGCUUGCUGUGAAGUUUCCCAUUCUGGCAUCCACCAUGGUGUCUUCACUGCGGGACUUCCUCGUCACACCAUCCCCCAUCCUGAGCAAGCUGAACAAGUAUGCUAACCCAAGUGCUCGAUCCAAUAUCACCAUCACUGUGACGGACGAGACACGCUCAAGCCAGCGCAAGCAAGGACCUACAGACAAACUCACUAAAAUUCUACAGAAUGUCCUUGACUGUGCUAUUAUCAACAUCUGCAGAGCCCUCAAGUCGGGCCUGACAGUGGAGCCACAGUGUGUACAGGCGUUCCUGGCCUCCAUCUCGAACAGGCUGUAUCGGGCUGAGAUGAGUGACAGACAGAACAACAACUCUAAAAAUGCUGAGGAACGCUGGAGUCAGCUCCGCAUUGUUAUGAAGUUUUUACGACCUACUGCGCUUAAGAUGUCAGCUGCUGAUAUAGAAAGGGAGUCGGCGCUGAUAUCUACUAACACGAUCCUGACGCUGGGACAUGUUGCUGUGUCGCUGCGGGACACGGCUAAGACUGUAGAGUCAGUCUUGCAGAUCUUCCAACAGCGAUUCUGCUCACCGCCCUCCACCCUCGACAUUCUCAUCGUGGACCAGCUCGGCUGUAUGAUCAUGGCAGGAUGUUCAUCAAUCUACCAGGAGGUGAUGGCCAUGUUUAGGGAGAUAAGCAUCAUGAGCAGCGCCCCCUAUAACAAUAUUGAGAAAGAUGAGAAGGUCAAAGGUUACAGGAGUUGCUCAUCUGCAGUGAUCAAUGCAUUCAUGAACAUUGCUGCAAACAUCAAUGGGGAGGAGACACAGCAAGACUUUCUCAACAGAAUCCUCGAACUAUUUGUCAAUAUGGGACUGGAGGCAAAACGUGUUAGCGAUAAGCACUCCGGACUCAUGAAGGCAUCCAGUAGUGCAGGCAAUCUAGGAGUUCUUAUUCCUGUGAUAGCCACAUUGAUACAGAGAAUGCCGACAAUCACGGACCCCCGACAGAGGCUGCAGAAACUUUUCCGUGAUUUCUGGCAGUACUGUGUUGUGUUCAUGUUUGCUGAGGACACGGGGCUGUGGCCGCAUGAGUGGUUCGAGGGCGUGUGUGAGAUUGCCAAGAAGUCCCCACUUCUGAUAUCUGAGGGUCAUCUGAGGUCCGAACUGCUCCAUAAUGUUGCACUCAAGAAUGAUACUGUCUCGCCAACGGAGCUUAAUGACCUACGUGCAAAUAUCUGCUCGCUGCUUGGCAACAUUCCCGAGGUGGAUCAGUAUGUGAAGAACCUGACGUUUGCACAGUGUACUUACCUUCUGUCUGUAUACAGGCUCGAAAUACUCAGGGUGACUCACUCCAAAGAUUCGAAGGCAUUUCACAGUCUGUUUUGCUACCUGGAGGACAACAUCAUCUUCAAGGACAAGGCUGGAAUGUGGCAGUGUAUAAGAGCAGUGGCCAACAAGGCCUUCGAGAAGUUUCUUGAUAUCACCAUUGAAAGGGGUCGUUCUGAUGAGCGUGAGCAGGAGAUGGAGACUCACGCUCAAUUCCUGCUUGUCAAGUUCAACCACAUCCAUGGGAGGAUAAGACGUGUGGCAGACAAAUACCUCAUCAUGCUCAUUGAAAAAUUCCCCCACCUACUGUGGAGCGGAGCCGUAUUGAAGACCAUGUUGGACAUACUCCAACUUCUUGCCAGGUCACUAGAAGCAGACCCCCACCAGCAUGCCCCAGAGUUCCAGGUUCCGAGGACAGACUACAUCCUCCGUGUCAAGGACAACAUGGUCGAUAGAGAGAACACAGUGAAGGACUUUGCGGCGCGUAGUGCCCAGAUCUUACAGGAGGCUAUGAAGUGGGCUCCUCAGGCGACACGCUCUCACCUGAUGGAGUACCUGCUAGAGAUUGAGAACACGUCACAGGCCCUCUUUCAGCACUCCGGACUCGCGCUCGCCACAGAGAGUGUACUCAACUACGCUGGGUACCACAGGAAUGCUGCCGCGCUCGGGACUUCUACACUAGAACGGCGCCCGAAAUGUGUGACCACAGACAGUUCCAGUUUCAUGGCCAACCUGAGUCUACGCAGCAGGUUCAUGGGAGAGAUUUCUGGAAUGAGAAGCAUCUGUAGAGAUGAAGAGCUUGUCAAGCUCCUGUGCGACAGACUGGAAGUGGCAUGCAAACAGACUGUAAGGAAGCAGAGAUUUCUUAAGUUACACAUCCCUGGAGAUGGGGAGGAGUGUAAACAGGCCAUGUUCCGGGUCAGCUCCCUACUCAUAGCCAUGAACGAUCUGAACAAGGCGUUGUUACAUGCAGUGUGCUGGACACCGGUCAAGCACUUCACAGAGAUGACCAUGAAGGCUGCUGUGGCCUGCUGGGAGUGGAUCCUUGCCUCUAAACCACACUGGAGCACAGAGUUCCUUUGUGAGAUGUCUGCUGCCUGGCAGUUGACCAUUGACAUGAAGCUUGGAAUAUUCCGGGAGGACCCACCCCGUGUUGACCCCCUCGCCAAGACUGAGGGUCAGGUUCUUCACCCACAGGCUCCCUAUGUCGCCCCUCACAAUAUCUGGACCAAGUUCUUGCAGGAGCGUAUGGAGAUUGCGAAGUACAGCAGCACCAACCACGUACAGAUGUUCGUCACGCUCAUCAACAAGUCCCUGCUGCUCACUGUUGGACGCACACCCGCACAGAUAUCCAGACAUCCUGCCUCCCUCGGGCCAAGACUCAGGUUGUUAUCCAUGGGCCUGUCACUGCUCCAGGGAGACAUGUUACCCAACAACAUCAGCAAGGGAGUGCUGCGUGAGAGGGUCUACAACACCGCACUAGACUUCUAUGCUGGUCCAGUGAUUGUGCCCACUCAGCGUGGAAUGGAGCUGAGGGAGGAUGUCCGCACACUGGUACAGUUCUGGAUGCUUGUCCACACAGACAAGAAGUACCUAAACGUUAACAUCUUCCCAGCUAGCACUGAACGCGAGCCGAUGGAGGAUUACUCCAGUGUGAACCAGAUGACCAUUUCCAGCGCGGACCUGGCACAGUCUCGCAAGUGGCUCAUGAACAUCAACAGUGGGGCCAGCACCUACUCCAGGAAGAAUGCCAUUGCAGCAAUGGUGGUUCUUAAAGGCAGUGUAAAGACAAAGGACCCCAACAAUUCAUACCAGAAGGACUACCUGAAGAAGAGGAAUCUCCUUCUCACCAUGCUGACAAGCACAAUAGAGCUGUUCACAACGUGGUUAAACCCAAUGCAGCUGCUAGAAUUACGAGUCCCUGAUGAGGAUAAGCCCAUGGCUUGGGCGUCGGCGUCCAUCUCUGACAAGAGUUGGAGGGAGAAUGCCCGCCUGGGAUGGGAGAUAUCCCCUGUACUGGCAGUCUUCAUGCCUUCAAGAUUCCAGAACUCAGAGUCGCUAGAGCGUGAGAUAAUUCGUCAAGUAAGCCUGAACCCGAUUGCAGUUAGCCACGUUCCAGAGGCCAUAGAGUACCUCGUUACUCCCUCCAGCCUGGAGGCAGACUCCCCUGUGUUAAGCCAUGCUCUGACCUGGUGCCGUAUCUCGCCACUGAUGUGCCUGUCCUACUUCUCCCGUCAGUACCAGGUGCACCCGCUCACCGCCCAGUGUGCCGUCAGACAGCUGCGGGAGACACCCACUGAGGUCCUCCUAUUCUACAUACCUCAGCUGGUGCAGGCAAUCAGAUAUGAUUCUUUUGGUUAUGUGACAGACUUUAUCCGGUGGGCGGCUACAAACUCCCAGCUUUUGGCCCACCAACUUCUGUGGAACAUGAAGACUAACAAGUUCCGAGACGAGGAAGGAGAACAGCCUGAUGAGGAGAUCGGGGAGCAGGUCGAAACGUUAAUGGCCGAGAUCCAGAAGAACCUGUCUGGUGCGGCCCUCGACUUCUACAAGCGAGAGUUUGACUUCUUCGGACAGAUCACAGACAUCUCCAGGAUCAUCAAACCGUAUCCCAAAGGUCCUGAGAGGAAGAAGGCAUGUCUGGAGGCCCUCAGUCAAAUAAAGCUGCAAAAAGGCUGUUACCUGCCUUCCAACCCUGAGGCAAUUGUGAAGGAGAUAGACUACAAGUCUGGAACUCCCAUGCAGAGUGCGGCUAAGGCCCCAUUCUUGGCACGGUUCAAAGUUCAGCCGUGUGGGAUUCACCAGCUUGAGAAUUUGGGGCUUGGGGACACUGCGGAUCAUGGGACCAGGGCAGAUAAUUCACCAUCAUCAUCAUCAUCCCUCGUCUGGCAGGCCAGCAUCUUCAAGGUUGGAGAUGAUGUACGUCAGGACAUGCUAGCCCUGCAAGUGAUCAGUCUGCUUCGGAAUAUUUUUCAACAAGCAGGCCUGGAGCUCUACCUUGCUCCAUAUAGAGUGGUUGCUACUGCACCCGGUUGUGGGGUGAUAGAGUGUGUUCCUAACAGCAAGUCACGUGAUCAAAUUGGGAAGGUAACUGACAUCAGUUUGGAUCAGUACUUUACACAGAAAUAUGGCGACCAUGACACGGCUUUAUACCAAGAUGCUCGGCGUAAUUUCAUCAUGAGCAUGGCUGGGUACAGCCUUGUCAGCUUCCUGCUCCAGAUCAAGGACAGACAUAAUGGCAACAUCAUGAUUGACUCCAGCGGACAUCUCAUACACAUAGAUUUUGGGUUCAUGUUCGAGAGUUCACCUGGUGGAAACCUGGGCUGGGAGCCGGACAUGAAGUUGACAGAGGAGAUGAUCUACAUCAUGGGUGGGAAAAUGGAGGCAGAGCCAUUCCAAUGGUUCAUGGAGCUGUGUGUGCAGGGAUAUCUUGCUGUCAGGCCACACCAGAAUGCCAUCCUGUCCCUGGUAUCCUUGAUGCUGGACACAGGCCUGCCAUGUUUCCGUGGCAAUACAAUAAAACAGCUCACCGCCCGCUUCAUGCCCAACUCCAAUGAGAGGGAGGCAGCAAACUACAUGCAUGAAAUCAUUAAGAAGUGCUAUCUGAGCUUCUGGGCCAAGUCUUAUGACGCCAUCCAAGCAGCCCAGCAAGGAAUAUACCAUUAGACAUGAAAGCUGUUGAUUCCUAAAAAACCUGCUGCCAAAAACAUGAUGAAAAAAAUAUAUUAAGUGGUUUAUGUUAGUGCUUCAGGGUGUUUUUAAUUGCUUCAAGGAAUGUAUACUCUUGAUUGUAGCAGACAAACAUGUUAUGUGUUAGGUAUUUAUAAAUUAAUUGUAUAUUUUGAGUGUGUCAGAUUUUUAUUAUGUACAUGUAUGUAUCUUUUAAUUGUAUUAAAUCCAGUCAAUACAAGUAAAUGGAACAUUUAAACGUGAUUCCAUUACACUGGUUGUUAUCCCCCGAACUGAAGACUUUGGGAGGAGGAUAUUGUUUUGGCAUUGUCAGUCUGUCUGCCCGUCCUUCUGCCACAUUUGUUUACUAUAUCUGGGAAGGGAUUGGUCAGGUAAUGUUCAAAUUUGGUCAGAAUGUUUUUCUUGAUGAAAUUUUCACCGCUUGUUAAAGUAAGUCACAUGGGGUCAAAAACUAGGUUACUAGGUCAAAUCUUAGAAAAAUCUUUGGAAGACACUAGGGACAUUAUAUUUGGUCCAAAAUAUAUGAAACUUAGUCAGAAUGUUUAAAUUGAUUAACUAAACUCAUGGAUUUAUGUGAAACUAGGGCUUUCGGUGUUAAAAACUAGGUCACUAAGUCAAAUGAUUUGUUUGUCUCAAACCAUAUCUUGGUAGGGAUUGGUUAGAUUAUGUUUAAACUCGCUCAGAAUGUUCCCCUUGAUCAAGAUCUACCUUAAACAGCAUGUAAAAGUGGGUCACAUUGGGUCAAAAACUAGGUCACAAGGUCAAGUCAUAGAAAAAUCUUUAAAACACACUAGAGGCAUUUAUUUAGUCCCCUUUUCAUCAAACUUAAUUAGAAUGUUUCCCUUGAUAAACUCUUGCACUAAUAUGAAAUUAGGUUACAUAUCAUCAAAAACUAGAUAACUAGGUUAAAACUUUUUUUUUGUCUGGAAACAUAUCUAAAUGCAUUUCAACAGUGGGUCAAAAACUAGGUCACUAGGAAAAUUUAAAAACAACAACUUAGGAACAUACUAGAGGCAAUAUAUCGGGUCCAAUAUUUAUAAAACUUAAUCAGAAUGUUUUCAAGUUGAUGAAAUCAAAAGACUAGAUUAAAACUGGGUCACCUGAGCUCAGAAACUAGAUCAUUAGGUCAAAUUUUUGAAUAAUCAGUUGAGGAACGAAAUAUUGGUAUUGAUUGGUCAGAUUUUGUUCAAACUGUUUUGACUUGAUGUAAUCUUGAUAGACUUUAAAAGUGUGCAUAUCGGGUCAAAAAGGAGGUAAAAUCUUAAAGAAACCUUGGAAACAAACAGAGGCAAUAUAUCCACUCCAAUCUUAUAUUUUUGCCCUAUUUCUAGUCUAAUCUUCAUGAAACUUAAUCAGAAUGUUUGCUUGAUAAAAUAGUUUGAAACUGGGUAAUGUGGGGUCAAAAACGUGGUUACUAGGUCAAAUCUAAAUGCUACACUAUAUACAAUAUUCUUUAAUAUCAAACAGUUGCAAACAAACUCAUAUCUCAUAUCCAAUGAGUCCAUCACUCUGUAGCCGUAUUGUAAGUCUUGAUUGUAACAUUUUACCAGCACAUGAUUUCCAUGCCAUCUACUUUGCCCAAUCUGGCGGGAAUAUCAAUUUGCUUGUUAUAGAAUAAAUAUGCAACUAGGUUGAAAAUAUUCUUAGGCUUAUAGUUCUUGAGGUUAGUUCUGACUUCAAAUUAAUGUUCAUAUGCAGAGAACAUGAAUAACCCCCUUAUACAAUCAGUAAGUUUAGUUUUGACAACCGUGUUUCAUACCAUGUAUUUUUUGUAACUUUAGAGAAUAUAUGAUAGAUGCUUGUAGAUGGGAAGUGUUGAAUAGAGAUCUACCAUCUAUGUACCAUUGUAUUUAUUUUUAUGAUGGGUUAUGUGCAAUCAUGGUUAUUUGCUGUGGUGAUUUUAUCUGAUGUAUUGAAUUUAAACAUGAUUAAACUAGUUUAAACAAUUGUCCAUAAGAAUCCUAUUUAUAUACCGUAACUUUGUAUUUAGUAUAGCCCUUGUAUGUUCAUUUUGUGAUUAAUAGUGUACCCAACAAUUCUAGUACAACAUUAUCAAAUUUGAUUAUUAUCAUGGCUUAUGAAAUAAAUUCUGAAAACAUU